This is a messenger RNA of Zingiber officinale, 1428 nucleotides long. RefSeq names its product probable WRKY transcription factor 35. Gene Ontology annotation, molecular function: transcription cis-regulatory region binding; DNA-binding transcription factor activity. Gene Ontology annotation, biological process: regulation of DNA-templated transcription. Lineage: Eukaryota; Viridiplantae; Streptophyta; Magnoliopsida; Zingiberales; Zingiberaceae. The record is from RefSeq and is a predicted model, not a curated record. The coding region runs from base 147 to 1277 and encodes 376 amino acids. The transcript is spliced from 3 exons. Gene Ontology annotation, cellular component: nucleus.
AUUCCUAUCAUCAUCUUUCUCCUCUUCUUCCUCCCAUGAGAGAAUGGGAGUAGCCUUUCAGUGCAUGCAACCUCGUCUCCUAGCUCUGCUCCAUCUUUGAUUUUCUGCUCGAUUUGAGCGGUGCCGGAGAGAAAUAGAGUUGAGAGAUGUGUGACUACUUCCUGCAAAGGAUGGACGACGACCACGGCGGUUACCUGGCGGACAUCGUCCACACCGGCGGCCAUUUCUCGUGCGACGGCGACCUCGAUCCCCUCCUCGACGACUCCAGCUGGCAGCUCGACGAUCAUCUUCUCUCGGUCUCCGCCAACGGCGACUGCGGUGACCCCUUCGCCGUCCCCCUGGUGAACCCCUUCUCCCACUUCGGAGGCGCCGACCACGACGGAGAAGACGGAACGUCACAGCUUCCACCACCACCGCCACCGCGGAAGGCUGCGGAGCAGGAUUUCGUCAAGGCAAGCACUGCUGCUGCUAGUUGCAGCAUAUUACCGAAGGUGCACCAGAUCUCGCCGCUGCUGACCAGUCCGGCGCCGGCAGAGGCUGAGGAGAUGAUGAUGAUGAAGGCAAUCAGCGCCGGCUGUCCGAUGGCCGGUGGCGCAGGGGAUCACUACGGCGGGGUGCAGAUCCCCCCUCACAUGGCUACUCCGGGGAUCAAACGAAGAAAAAGCCAGGCGAGGAAGGUGGUGUACAUUCCUGCUCCGGCGGCGGCCAGCAACAGGCCGAGCGGGGAGGUUGUUCCAUCGGAUCGAUGGGCAUGGAGGAAGUACGGCCAGAAACCGAUCAAGGGUUCCCCUUAUCCAAGGGGAUACUACAGAUGCAGCAGCUCCAAAGGCUGCUCCGCCCGGAAACAGGUGGAGCGCAGCCGCACCGACCCUAACAUGCUCGUCAUCACCUACACCUCCGAGCACAACCACCCCUGGCCCACCCAGCGCAACGCCCUCGCCGGUUCCGUCCGCUCCCACUCUUCCAAAUCCACCACCAACAGUACCAAAUCGCCGACCUCCGCCGCCUCCGCCAAUGAUUCAAUCAACCCCGACGGGGAGCCUCUGCCGAACUCCACCACCUCUCCCCCAGUCAACGAGCCCGGCGGCGCUCACUACAAGCCGAUGAUUCCCGGAUCCGACGGCCAGGCCGAGGACUUCUUCUCCGACCUUGCCGAGCUCGAGUCCGACCCGAUGAGUCUCAUCUUCUCCAAAGGGUUCGCGGACGGCAAAUUAGCCGACGAGGCCGCGGUGGAUCCCUUGCUCUCCAUGUUUGACUGGGCUGAGAGCUCGUCGUGAAGCCAGCCAAAUUGGGAGAGGUUUAUAACGAGACCUCGGAGCAGCAAAACAGCUUGAUUAAUUGUUCGUCAUGUUUGUCCACUGCACAUUGAUUGAGUUCUUGUUCAAGGUCUAGCUAUAAACCUUCUUAAUUUGAAUUCACAAAAGUUGU